This is a messenger RNA of Zophobas morio, 2289 nucleotides long. Its product is annotated as conserved oligomeric Golgi complex subunit 3-like. The coding region runs from base 271 to 1557 and encodes 428 amino acids. Lineage: Eukaryota; Metazoa; Arthropoda; Insecta; Coleoptera; Tenebrionidae. Gene Ontology annotation, biological process: intra-Golgi vesicle-mediated transport; Golgi organization; intracellular protein transport. Gene Ontology annotation, cellular component: cis-Golgi network; COG complex; membrane. The record is from RefSeq and is a predicted model, not a curated record. The transcript is spliced from 18 exons.
GUUGUUUUUUCUCCUGCUUUUAUCACUUUGUUAAGAAAGCUCGACCACUCUAUAUUGUUUUUAGCCCAAAAGAGUUACUAUAAAGAUGCUAAGCUGUAUUUAGCAAAGUUUCAGCGCCUUCUCCAUCAAGCCUUACUGUUUGUGAAAAUAGACGUCACAAAAAGCUUUAAAUCUGCUUCUUACAACUCACUUUUACAUUUACAAAAAAAUGAUGAACUUUUUUUUUGUCUGUAUGGAGCUUUUAAAGCGAACUCUCUCAUUAAAGGUUUAAUGCAAGAACUCUACUUAAAACGGCAACAGCAGGCAGACUACUUUGAAGUUUUCUCCGAUUGCGAGACUUGCUACUUUCGGCAGCGUCGCGCACUUCUUUUUAAAGUAGUAAACAAAAAAAUCGCUUCUAUAGAGUUUAAAGGACCCGAGCUCAUCGCCCCCUACGCCCGUCAGUGUUGCUCGUUCACGCUUAGAAUAUAUCAGCAAGAAGUCGAGCUUUAUGGCCUAUUUUUUCCUGCUUAUACUCAACUUCUCUUUGAGUACCUCGAAGAUUUAUUAGAGAAUUUAUACAACCAACUACGACCAAAGAUAAUCAAACUUAUCGUCAUAGAAACGCUAGCUGAACUAUGCGAAGUGCUGAGCUCAGAAUUUUUAGACUUAAAAAAAAGUCUCCCUUUUGUAAGCUUUAAUGCGACCAUUCGUCAGCUGAUUCAAGAUGUACAAAGCCGUCUAAUAUUUCGUGCACAGAUCUUUAUUAUAAAGGAUAUUGUAAAUUUUAAGCCUACACCCGAAGAUUUGGACUACCCAGCUAAACUGACUACUGGAGAUCGUUACGAUCAGUGGUGCAAACCGUUGCAGAAAACGCUUGCCUUUUUGGCUACGAUCUACCGUUGCGUUGACUAUGUAAUUUUUAGAGGUCUUGCUAGUGAGGCUAUCAGCGCAUGCCUUAGUUGCCUACAAAAUUUAAGCGAUCUUCUGGCUCAAAAAUCAGAACUGGACGCAUGCCUGUUUCUCCUUGCGCACUUACUGCUUCUAAAAGAGCAAUUAACGCCCUUUGACAUCGGCUCAACCUGGCAAAGGGAGUCCAUAGCAGAAACAGAGAUAACUGACCAGGAAGAGCCCGCUUCUUACGAUCUUCUUCAGCUUUUUACAAGAGACGGGCCGCUCGUACCUGUCCCUUUUUCUCUUCCUAAGGAGAAAGUUGAACAGCACUUCGAAGUUGCUUACGAAGCCUUUUUGCAAUUUUCUGUUAAAUAUUUCACUGAAUUCCUGCGCGAUUCCGUUGAAAAGAACUCUUUGAACAAGUUUUCGGCUGAAGAGUCUCUUAAAUCGUUCAGGUGUCCUUGUCUAGCCGAACUCCAAGCUAAAAAUAAGUUAUUCUGUGAGCGCCUGCAUCUCUACUUGGGCGAAGUAAAGGAAGAGCAGGAACUCUACGCUGUAGUUAAGAAAAAAGUUUUGGAUGGUUAUCAAAUCUUCUGCCAGAAUAAUUUAAGCAACUUUGACUUUUCGGAACUUUACAAUUCAAUUCCUCGAAUCCUUAUUUAUGACAAAAAAAUUUAUGACUGACCGUAAAGACUUUUCCUUACUAACAGCUUUAAAGAAACCGUUUUGAGUGCUUUUGAAAAGAGUCGGUGGACUUUGCACCUUUCGCAGUCCUUGCACGUGUGUGUAUGGGAAUUAAGUGCAGUGAUUCUGGUCCCUUCGGAAUUUUUAGUAAGCCCGUAGAGAAGAGUCAGUGUUUCUUCGCACCACUUUAAUAAUCCGCCUAGCUUCUUUCCAUAUGAAGUCCCAACUGCAGUGCAUUUCGUAGACCAUUUUUGAGAGCGCUAAAAAUUUUUUACGGGUCUGAACAUAAUAAAUCACCUCGCGAGCAGUACAAAGGGUAGAGAUUCCCUUUUGGAAGUAGUAAAGCUUGAAAAAGGGAAAGAAAGUUUAUUCCAGGUAAAUACCGUAGGUAAGGAUUCGAAGAAGAAACCGUUGAAUAAACUACUUUCUUCGUUUGCAAAAAACGUUUCACAUACAAGAGAAGUUUUUUUAAAAGUUGGGGAAGCCUUAAAUUUUUCAAGAAGGGGCCUUUCGGUGAUGUGGUCAACUUUAUUUUUUAGAACCCGGAAUAUAUACUAAGAACUACAAGCUGUGCUAUAACCGGAAAGGAGGCUCAAUUUAAAAAUAGACGAACAUAUUAAGAGACAACGGAACUUUUUCUUUCAACAAUUUUUUAAUGAAAUAAACCGCCAUCGGCCAGUUUCUUUCGUAGUAACAAACUUUAAACAAUAAUUCUUAAAAAUGAGCUUUAUA